This is a messenger RNA of Schistocerca piceifrons (Central American locust), 3935 nucleotides long. Its product is annotated as putative sodium-coupled neutral amino acid transporter 11. Gene Ontology annotation, biological process: amino acid transmembrane transport. The transcript has 10 exons. Bases 191 to 1555 code for a protein of 454 amino acids. The record is from RefSeq and is a predicted model, not a curated record. Gene Ontology annotation, molecular function: amino acid transmembrane transporter activity. Lineage: Eukaryota; Metazoa; Arthropoda; Insecta; Orthoptera; Acrididae.
UAAUUUUUUAUCUCUUAAUCGAGGCAAAGUUUAGAUGGCCCCACGUGAAAUAUAAGUUUUAUACCCGUGAAGUCAUUACCGAGAGCUAAUGAAUAAAUGAAGAAUAUAUUUUCCUAGGUUUUUGAGCACCAAAAGCAAAAGUUUUCUGCUCGUAAAUAAGUUAAACAUCGAAUUGAAAGAAAUAUUUAAAAUGGAAAGUACGCCUGUGGCAACAAAACCUCCAAAUGAAUCGACAUAUAUUCUAGAAGGGCAGCAAUCGGUGGAAGAUUCUACAGUGCACAAUGACACCGAGCAACUUUUGGAGGAUGACAGUCGAGGACAAAAGAAGUCUAGCCUUGCUUAUGCCAGUUUUAACUACAUUAAUUCAAUCAUUGGAAGUGGUGUCAUUGGUAUACCAUAUGCCUUUAGUGAAUCAGGAUUUGGAAUUGGACUUGUUCUUCUUACUGUAGUUGCUUUGAUGACUGACUAUUCUUUGGUCUUAAUGGUACGAAGUGGACAUUUAAGUGGAAGUUUUACUUACCAAGGAAUAAUGCAGGCUGCAUUUGGAAAACCUGGUUAUUUUGUUUUGUCAGCCCUGCAGUUUCUGUACCCUUUCAUUGCCAUGAUAAGUUAUAAUGUGGUUGUUGGAGAUACACUAACCAAAGUAGUGAUUAAUGUGUAUCACCAAGAAUCUGUAUUUGCGAGUCGUCCAUUUGUCAUUGGAAUGGCAAACAUCUUCGUAACAGCACCACUUUGUUUGUACCGGGAAUUAGAGAAAUUGAGCAAAAUUUCAUUUGCAUCUCUUGUGUGUGUUGGAUUUAUCCUGAUUGCUGUUAUUGCAAGGAUAGAGCCUUUGUUGGAGGUAGUUCCACCAGGUGAAUGGACAGUUGUGAAUAAGGACAUGCUACCAGCUAUUGCAAUAAUGGCAUUUGCGUUCAUGUGCCACCACAACACUUUCUUGGUGUAUAGUUCAAUUAAGGAUGGUAACCAGCAGCUUUGGAACAAAGUAACUCACAUAUCUGUUACAACAUCCUACAUAGUCACACUGUUGUUUGGAAUUGCUGGAUAUGCAACAUUUAAGCAGUUUUCACAAGGUGAUUUGCUUGAAAAUUACUGCUGGGAUGAUGCAUUAAUAAAUGUUGCAAGAGUUAUGUUCUGUUUCACCAUCCUUCUUACAUACCCAAUAGAAUUUCUCGUAACAAGAGAUGUCAUUCAAAACAUAAUGUCAGCAUACAGUUUGUGCCUAGAUUAUCCAAAAGCAGUACACUAUGGCUUAACAAUCAGCCUUAUUUUUUCUACAUAUCUACUGUCUUUGACAACUGAUUGUUUGGGCAUUGUCUUGGAACUUAAUGGUAUUUUGGCUGCUGUACCAAUGGCAUAUGUGUUGCCAGCAAUAAUAUACCUGAAGCUAGAAGAAGGUGGAUAUCUUGCUUAUGAAAAAGCUCCUGCUAUAGCUUUAGCACUUGCGGGAACAUUAUGUGCUGUUGCAGGAUUUGCAUCUCUGAUAACAAACUUCCAUUCGGCAGCAUCUUGUAGCCAUGGCCACAUCAUGCAGUACUGCAACAUCACUAACUAGGAUCUACACCUGGCAUGACUGUCAUACAUGCUUGAGUGUGGGUAGUUUUUAAAAGAAUCACAGAAUUUUUUGUAAUUGUUGCACUGUAACUCAUUUUGCAGUUUAGUCACUGAAUGUAAUGAAUCUCUCUUCCUUAGUAUAUUUUGCAGUAUUUGUUAAUUGGCCACUGGGAAUGACAAUGAUUGUUUUCUGUGGAAUGAUAUUUUUACUGUUGUAUAUAUCUGUACCUGCACUGCAUUUGGUGAAAGUUCCUUUAUUGUACUUGUGAUGUCUGUUAUUUAUCUAGAGAAGAAAUGUGAACUUUUGCCUCACUGUUUUCCUUACCAAAAAUAAUGAAGGUAAAAGAUGAAAAUUUAAGCUUUAUGUUGCACAAUUUAUCAUUUUGCUCAGGAAAUAGUCUGUGUUCAUUGUUCUGCAGUUACUACUUCUGUUUGUAACUACAGAGAAUGCUUGGGCUGUGAGAAAAAAUAUUGUUAAGGACUAUUUGCUGUGUUAUAUGAAGAUGUUAUCUAUGCAUUACUUUGCAAGAGCAAUUUACUUUUUAUAUUAUAUUUAUUGUUUUGAUGCCAGUGGUAUAAGUAUCUUACAGAUACUAGUGUGAUUUUAAUUCAAAGGGUAAAUUUCAUAAGAUUCUAAUCUCACCAUUUGCUGAGAGAAACUCGGAACAAAUGGUUUUGACAAGUUACUAUAUGUAUUUGAAAAUUUAAGAGUUACUGUUUCAAAAUACUAAAGUUUAAGAAAAGUUGCUGUCUUUCUCCAGCUUUUCAAAAGAGUAUUACAGUUAAAAUAUAUAAAGUAUUGAAGCUUGCAGUCUUCGUAAUUGCAAUAUAUUAAAUUGAUGGGCUUUCAUAAGUGGACCAACUUGUAAAAAUGUUACAAAUAUUAUAGAAUAAAUAAAUAUAUUUCUCUGUCUUGCAUGUUGCCAAAAGUGUCAUUUUGUUGAAAGCACUGUGAAUACUACCUGAGUUCACAGUUGAUAUUGUAAGUAUCUAAAUCUAGUUCUAUAGGCAUGAGCCAGGUUUUUCCCCCCCCUUCGAUAGUCUGUAGUAUGUUAAGUGCAGUUAUCUACAAAUGAUCAUCUGUAUUUUAUAAUAACCUGUAAAAAGAGUGCUCGAUAAUUAUGUAUAUCACUUUUUGCAUGAAGUUUAUAAAAAUGCAGUUAUUUUUGGGUGUUUUCUUAAUACAAGAAAGUUAUUGAAAAUAUGGGAUGCUCCUUGGACUUCAGUUAUAUUUUCUGACCGUAAAUCCAUCAGCUAAUAGAUAAGCUUUAAAACUGAAUUAAAAACUGUCUUGACAGUCAAGACUAUUCUUAAUUCAAUUUUGAAAACGUUAUCAAGACCAGUGAUUUUUCUCCACGAGAAACAUUCUAAAAAAUUAAUAAUAGGAAAGCAUCUUGUGAUUAUUUGAAACAUGAAACACAGUGAAAAAGCAGCUGUUAUGAUUUUAUAGGUCUGUAAAUUGCAUUUUGAUCAUAUUUGUGUACUUUUACUGUAGGACAGACCAUGUUUAUGAGCUAGAAAACAUAUAAAGUUUACACACAAAUAUUUAUAAUGCACAAGUUUCUAAGAUGUACUACAUGCUAUACACUACCUUUAUCGGAUUAAUGAUUAGCUUGUUUCCUGUCAACCACUGUGCUGUGUCAUUGAAAGAUAUGAAAAUAAAUAUCUACUUAGAAAUUUUUUGAUACAGCACUGUAGUAUUGCUGUGUAAAACGCCAUUAUAGUAUUAUAAUGCUGUUAAGGCUUUGGUGAACUCUCUUACCUGAAGAGUUAGAUAGAAAGAUGAACUUUAAAAACUAAGUGUGCAUUCUCAAAAUGACCUGUACGAAGUGUAUUGAUAACUGGGACUCGGAUAUAGUCCACUGAAUAAUUAACUUGGUUUCUGGACCUUAAUAGUCAAUGCGUGCGCGUCCACACACACACACACACACACACACACACACACACUCUCUCUCUCUCUCUCUCUCUCUCUCUCUCUCUCUCUCUCUCUCUCUCUCUCUCUCUCUCUCUGUUUUGUGCUGUGAUGUAAUUUGAAUGACAAAAAAUCACUCAAUUCUGUAACAGUUUUUAUAUGCAAGUUAGUACUAAAUUUAUUACGAUGACAGGAUGGUUAUAAAAUGUAUAUUAUUCAUGUUAAUUCAAAGUUAUGUGGACGUUCAAGGAUAAGUUACAGUUUAAGUUGCCAUUUAAGUAUCUCCAGUCAACACUCAUAGCAAAGUAUGUAGAAACACUCCUUUAGCAUAAGGAAUUAUUGCCGCUAAUGUCAAUCUUAUUUUAACCACAUGAAAAACUAAUUUCCACCUAUAUUAGCUGUGAAUUUGUGUUUGUUACCUCAGUGUCUCUAUCCACUAACAUUAUAAUAUAUAGCAUAUACAUGUCAU